GUGCAUUUUUGACUAUUUCAGGGGCCAUAAGUCUGAAAAUAGGGGGCGAAGCCAGACGAAAAAUAGGAGAUGCGCAAGUCCAUAUCAUGAUAAAGACUCAUGCAAGGUUUCAUCAAGGGGCAAUCUGAGGAAAGUAAAGUACGAUCAUUCGCAAAAGACAAGAGAAUAUGACGGAACCAGCGGGACCUCGAAAGCUUACAGACAGUCGAUAUUCGGUCUUCAGCAAACCUGCACAAACAUCUACGAAACAACCUAUAUCUCCGAUUUUUGAUACACCUAUGAGAUUGGUUGUCAACACUGAUGGCAAGACAACUUUAAAUCACGAAACUCUAGCUGAACUCAGCAAAAUUGAGAAAACUCUAAACGUCGUAUCAGUAGUUGGGAGUCUGAGAACUGGGAAGUCGUUCUUGCUUAAUAAACUGGCAAACACAGAAGCAGAAGAAAAGACGGCAGGCGUUUUCUUAGAAGGUAAACUAGUGUUACAGCGCGGAUUGACAGACGACAUCCGGAAAUUUAAUGAGCCAAGACAACUUAUCAGAAGAUAUUUCAAGAAAAGGCGAUGUUUUAUCUUCAGAAAAUCCGCAAAACAGAAACUUAUUUCCCAGCUGAUGAAAAUCCCAGAUUCUGAUUUGAAACCAGAGUCCAGGAGAGCAAUUAAUGGAAGAAUGCUCGCAACACUUCUAACAAGCUACGUCAACUCAAUUCAGGAUGGAAAACUACCGUGUCUCAGUGAGGCCAUGGCAACAAUGGCUGACGUUGAAAAUGCAUGUGCUGUUGAAAAAGCCACUGAAGUUUACAACACAGAGAUGAAAAAACGUAUUGCGGCACAUAACACUCCUACCGAUACUGGUCUCGUUAACUUCCACAGGGAUAGCAUGAAAGCAGCCAUUGAAGUUUUGAAAACUGGACUUGUGUUUGAUGACGAGCAAGUGUAUGAAGAACAAUCUCUUGUGAAGUUCAAAGAACUACUAAGAAAAUUCAAAUCAGCUGCAGACAAGAAUUCGAGAGCUAUCUGUCUAAACCGGCUUGAAAUUCUUAAUUUGGAAAUGGUGAAGAAGAUGAAUAACCGUGUGUACUGUCAUCCUGCUGGUUACGACGAGUAUAUAAAGGAUAUUAAUCGGUUGAUAAAACAGUACAACAAUGAUGCACCAUAUCUUGGCACAAAGGCACGAGCAGCACUUCAAGAGUUUCUUGAUAGUAAAGAAUCUGAAGAGGAAAAGGUGUAUCAAAUGGUCUUACAUGCACAAGAAGGGACUCAAGAAAAGUCUCGUCCGAGAAUACAGCGCUUACGCUCACUCACUGAAGAGGAUCCCCAAACUCUAGCUGAAAACGAAAAGAAGAAGGCAACUGAAGAGGAGAAGAUAGAAAAAGAAAUCAAACGAGAUAUUACAAUCCUGCAAAUCGAUGGCAUGAAGAGUAUUGGAAGUCAAUACCUUGAAAUGCUCGAAAUAAAAAUUAAAGAACUAGAGCGCGUGAAGGAUGAAUUAUCGUCUGAUGAUCCGUAUUAUGAAUCUCUGCGGCUUGAAACGGAGCACUGGAAGAACUUGUUGGAAAAGGCAACUUGGAAUAUGCCACAGUACAAAAAUAAAUUGCAGCCUAUAACAGAAUCAUCAUCUCAGGUAAAGCACUUGGCGACAAGUCAGGUUUCAGAAUCAUCUGAAAAGCUUGACGAGAAGCAAGAUAAUGAGGGAUCAAAACAAAAAGAAAGAGCAACGGGAGAUGGUGGGGAUGCCAGGCCGAAAUACGAUGAAAAUUAUUUCCGCGUCAAACCUAACCCGGCACCGACUAAUCCUGAGUCCAUUGAUUCCAAAUUUAUAAUAGAUCUUGAACGGAGGGAAAAGGAAAAAGACAAAACAGAGUGUCUUAUUCUUUGAUUUGGUGGUUUCGAAGGAAAUUUUAACUCGUGUGUUGUUAAUCAAAACAAAUUGAUCAGGUAUUGAAAUGCAUACUUGGUAUAUAACAUUGGCGUAAUCCAAAACAUCGUGACCCGGCAGUGUUUGCGAAUAAAACCUUCGUAAAGUAGAAUUACUCCAUUAGAUUGUCUCACGUUGAGAGGCGAAUCAGUAUGUGUAAGGUAGAUAAAAAAUAAUCAUACAUUAUACUUUAUCAUGUAUUUGCUAUGCUACUACAUAUUCAGUUGCAGUCUUAAUGUAGGAAUGUCUCAUGCUUUUUCGUGUUAUGACAUCAACAUUUUUUUUUUUUAAUUUACAAACUUGAAUUUUUAUGGUAUAAAGAUAAUAUGAUAAUAUAUGUUAUUAGUCAGC
This is a messenger RNA of Mercenaria mercenaria, 2264 nucleotides long. Its product is annotated as guanylate-binding protein 2-like. Lineage: Eukaryota; Metazoa; Mollusca; Bivalvia; Venerida; Veneridae. The transcript has 8 exons. The record is from RefSeq and is a predicted model, not a curated record. Gene Ontology annotation, molecular function: GTPase activity; GTP binding. The coding region runs from base 168 to 1874 and encodes 568 amino acids.